This is a messenger RNA of Rotaria sp. Silwood1, 743 nucleotides long. Lineage: Eukaryota; Metazoa; Rotifera; Eurotatoria; Philodinida; Philodinidae. The record is from the annotation of a GenBank genome assembly.
AUGGUUGCACACAUAAAGAAUGUAAUAUUGAUUUAUGUCAAACAUGUCUACCAAAUAAUAAGCAUGAACAUCCUCUUGUUGAAUAUCUCAUGCCUAAAAAAACUUAUUCAUUAGAAGCACUAUUUAAAUCAGUUCCUUAUUUACUUAAUCCUAAUAAUGAAGAAAAAAUUGAAACAAAAACAAUGUGGCAAAAUGAUGUUAAAAGUGUUGGAUUUUACUUUUCUGCUCAUUGGUGUCCACCUUGUCGUGCUUUUACUCCGAAAUUGGCAGAACUUUACAAAACAGCACAAGAAACUUCUCAUGCUUUUCGUAUUGUUUUUGUAUCAUGUGAUCGAGAUGAAGAAUCAUUUAAUAGCUAUCGUGCAGAAAUGCCUUGGCCAGCUGUUCCAUUAAAUUCAGGUGCUCUUCUUAAGGAAUAUUUUCGUUAUUCUGGUAUUCCAUCAUUGUUUAUUAUGUCAUCCGAUGGAAGUGUUUUGUCUCGUCGUGGUCGUGAUGAUGUUUCAAGUAAAGGAAUCGAAGCAUUGAAAACAUGGGCACGAGGAGAAAAGUUACCUGCUCCUUUGCCAGAAGAGUUCGAGUGGUCCCGUGUCUCUUGUGAUGGAUGUAGUAUGGCUCCUCUUGUUGGUCAAAGAUAUCGUUGUUUAACAUGUGGUAAUUAUGAUCUAUGUUCAGCAUGUGAAAAGAAAGGACAUGAACAUCCACUUGAACUUGUACCACAACCAACCGAAGACGAUGAAGAGUAA